AUGGCGGCGGCCGAGACGAAGAUCAUUUACCACCUGGACGAGCAGGAGACACCGUACCUGGUGAAGCUGCCGAUCCCAGCCGAGCGCGUCACCCUCGGCGACUUCAAGGGCCUCCUCAACCGCCCCAACUACAAGUUCUACUUCAAGUCCAUGGACGACGACUUCGGGGUGGUGAAAGAAGAGAUCUCAGAUGACAAUGCCAAGCUUCCCUGCUUCAACGGCCGGGUGGUGUCAUGGCUGGUGUCUGCAGAGGGUUCCCAUUCAGAUGCUGGCUCGGUCUGUGCCGAUAACCAAACAGAGCUGCCACCUUCCAUGGAGCGCACAGGGGGAAUUGGAGACUCCAGACCCCCUUCCUUUCACCCUAACACUGGGGGGAGCCGGGAAAACUUGGACAAUGAGACAGAGACAGACUCAGUGGUAUCAUCGCAGAGGGAACGACCUCGUCGGAAAGAUGGGCCUGAGCAUGCACCCAGGGUGAAUGGUACCGUGAAGGGAGAGCGGCGCCGAGACCUUGGUGGAUACGAGAGCUCCUCCACGCUCAUGAGCAGUGAGCUGGAGACCACCAGCUUCUUCGAUUCAGAUGAAGAUGACUCUACCAGCAGGUUUAGUAGCUCAACAGAGCAAAGCAGUGCCUCCCGUCUCAUGAGAAGGCACAAGCGGCGCCGGCGGAAACAGAAGGCUCCACGCAUUGAGCGGUCAUCGUCCUUCAGCAGCAUCACAGACUCCACCAUGUCCCUGAACAUCAUCACAGUCACGCUGAACAUGGAGAAAUACAACUUCCUGGGCAUUUCUAUUGUGGGACAGAGCAAUGAGCGUGGGGAUGGAGGCAUUUACAUUGGCUCUAUCAUGAAGGGCGGCGCUGUGGCAGCUGAUGGCAGGAUUGAGCCAGGAGACAUGCUCUUGCAGGUAAAUGACAUCAACUUUGAGAACAUGAGCAACGAUGAUGCUGUGCGAGUGCUGAGGGAGAUCGUGCACAAGCCGGGGCCCAUUACCCUGACGGUGGCCAAGUGCUGGGACCCCAGCCCUCGGGGCUGCUUCUCGUUACCCAGGAUUGCUCCCCAGCGGAUAUGGGCUGGGCCUGACUCUCCAUGCUCCGAUCCGGGUGAGCCCAUCCGGCCCAUUGACCCGGCAGCCUGGGUGUCUCACACAGCAGCGAUGACUGGCACCUACCCAGCGUACGGUAUGAGUCCAUCCAUGAGCACAAUCACUUCCACCAGCUCCUCCAUCACCAGCUCCAUCCCAGAGACUGAACGCCUCGAUGACUUUCACCUGUCCAUCCACAGUGACAUGGCCACCAUUGUCAAAGCCAUGGCCUCACCAGAGUCAGGCCUGGAGGUCCGUGACCGUAUGUGGCUGAAGAUCACCAUCCCCAAUGCCUUCAUUGGUUCUGAUGUGGUGGACUGGCUCUAUCACCAUGUGGAGGGCUUCACAGACCGUCGUGAAUCCCGCAAAUACGCCAGCAAUCUGCUGAAGGCUGGCUACAUCCGGCAUACCGUGAACAAGAUCACCUUCUCAGAGCAGUGCUAUUACAUCUUUGGAGACCUCUGUGGAAACAUGGCUAAUCUUUCCCUUCACGAUCAUGAUGGCUCCAGCGGUGCCUCAGAUCAGGACACUUUGGCUCCACUCCCCCACCCAGGAGCUGCACCCUGGCCUAUGGCUUUCCCAUAUCAGUAUCCGCCACCUCAUCCAUACAACCCCCACCCCGGCUUCCCUGACCCUAGCUACAGCUACGGAGGCGGCAGUGCAGGCAGCCAGCACAGUGAAGGGAGCCGGAGCAGCGGUUCCAAUCGCAGUGGCAGUGAGAGAAGGAAGGAGAGAGAGAAGACCGGAGAGUCCAAGUCAGGUGGCAGCGGGAGCGAGUCGGACCACACCACGAGGAGCAGCAUGCGGCGCGAGCGUGCAGCCAGUGAGCGCUCAGUUCCAGCCAGCCAGCACAGCCAGCGCAGCCAGCAUUCCCUGGCUCACAGCAUCCGCAGCCACCACAGCCAGCAGUCAUAUGGGCCACCUGGCCUCCCCCCUCUCUUCAGCCCCCCCAUGUUGCUGAUGCCUCCACCACCGUCAGCCAUGGGCCCCCCCGGGGCACCGCCAGGCCGUGACCUGGCCUCUGUGCCCCCCGAACUGACAGCCAGUAGACAGUCCUUCCGAAUGGCCAUGGGCAACCCCAGUGAGUUCUUUGUGGAUGUAAUGUGA
Messenger RNA from Indicator indicator, 2190 nucleotides. RefSeq names its product dishevelled segment polarity protein 3 (gene DVL3). Gene Ontology annotation, molecular function: frizzled binding. NCBI's taxonomy places the organism in Eukaryota, Metazoa, Chordata, Aves, Piciformes, Indicatoridae. Gene Ontology annotation, cellular component: cytosol. The transcript has 16 exons. The coding region runs from base 1 to 2190 and encodes 729 amino acids. Gene Ontology annotation, biological process: intracellular signal transduction; canonical Wnt signaling pathway. The record is from RefSeq and is a predicted model, not a curated record.